GGGCGGCGGCGGCGCCGCGCUGUCGGUGGGCGAGGCCGUCUUCCAGUGGCUGGCUCAGGACACCACCGAGGCCCGGGUCACAUUCAGAUUGCGAUACAGACUAGCUGACGACUCGCACCACAUUUACCAAAAAGAAAUGCACCUGCUAAUGAGAAAAGACUGCACGCUGUGGCUGUGGCCGUCCUGGGGCGACCUGUCCUGGCUGGACCUGCCGCACACCGACUGCCUGGUGUGGUUCCCCUCGAGGAGCCUCCACGAGGACGACGCCGUGCUUGUGGCCGGCCGCCCCCUCGCCUUCUCCGUGCCGCCGCCGGCGCUGGCACCGUCGGGCCCGGACGCGGAGAGCAACGACAUCCGUCGCCAGCAGCUGGACCGGCGCCGCCGCGACGCCAAGGUGCGCGUCAUGGCCAACCGCCGGCGGGACGUCGGGCCCCAGGACGACCAGCGCGUCGACGGAGACGAUGUGAUCAGAGAAGGCUACCCGGCCAGGGCGAUGGGCCUGCUGGUCGACCUGAUGCGUCUCAACGUCGCCUGCUCGUCUGGUGGCUGGCUGCACAUCGGCGACCCCAACCUGACGCCCCGGACGGAGGCGGGGGCAGUGCCAGAGUCCAGCACGCCCUCCAACACCAAGCUGUGCGGCAAGCUGGAGGAGCUGGCCGCCUCGCAGCGCCGCCUGCACUUCCAGAAGGCGCCCGCCCUCCGCGUGCACGGCUCCCCCGUGUUCGCGCUGCGCUACCGCCUCGUGGACUACUGCCACCAGGUGGCGCUGGUGCACUCGAACGCGUCCGUGCCGCUAGCGGCCUCCCCCGGCCUCACCUGCUCCUUCAGCGUGACUCUGCCCCACGGCUACCACGUCAACUUGAGGCUGUUGGUCGGCGAGCCCAGCCCGGGGACGGUGCCGGACCUAGUGGACAUCAACAUGGGUCCGCAGUCCUCUGAGGAAGAGGAAGGCACUGACGCGGACAUACCGUCCACGGGCGCGGAUACGGUGCUCGCCGUGGUCACUGAGUUGCCCGACAUGGUGGUGUCUGACUCGCCGACGGUGGGCGCGACGCUGGGGUCCACGUCGUUCACGUCGACGACGAGCUCCGCCACGACGGCCUACCACCGGUCUUCGGCGCGCCACGGCCCGACUGCCGCCGUGAGCGCGACGAGGCCGAAGAGGGCGCGGUCCAGGAGGGACGGCCCCACACUGGCCCCGCUGGCACCGCAGACACCGCAAGCACCUGCCAAGCGGCCCACGCCGUCGUCGGCGCGCGUCGCCGAGCUGCUGCGCGACGCCAUGCUGCGGGGGCACCGGGCCGCGGACCUCCUCGACGACCCCCUGCACGCGCCGGCCGCCCAGGCCGCCCAGGCCAUGGCGCUGACACGGAACAUGGAGGCGUCCGACUACAGCAACGACACGCUGUCGCUCGCGUCCUCGUCCAUGUCCUCGUCGGAGGAGAGCAGCGAGGAGGACGCGACGCCGGGCCGCAGGGUGCGCCGCCAGAACUACAACGACGUGAUCGUGGGCUCGGACGCGCUGAGCCCGCAGCCGCCGCAGCCCCCGGCCCGCCAGUUCCGCUUCGUGUCGUCGCGCAACACGCUGCGCCUGUCCGUGGCCAUGGGCGCCGCCGCCGUGCCGCUGCGCCUGGACUACGACGCGCGGCCCGUGCGCCGCGUCGUGCAGGGCUGCUCGUACGGCUGGGUCGCCGUCGGCCAGUUCUGCGUCUCGGCCGUCGAGGACUUCCGCCUGAGCUGGGCCGACGCGGAGACCGAGUGCCGGCGCCUGGGCGGCCACCUGGCGUCCAUCACGGACCAAGAGGCGCAGCGCGCCAUCGACGACCUGCUCACCAACAGCCCCGGCUACUCGGACCACAACUCGUACUGGGUGGGCGCCUCCGACGUCACCAACGAGGGCGACUUCCGGUGGACGGACUCGCUGCCCUUCUCCUACACGAAUUGGUUCCCUGGCUGGACGCAGCACGGCGGCUACAACCGGCAGCCCAACGACGACGGCUUCUCGGCGCAGGACUGCGUGGAGCUGCGGCGGGCGUUCCUGCUGCCGCCGCCGCCCGCCGCCUCCGCGCCCGCCGCCGCCAUCCAGCCCCUGGACAGCUCCUUUCGGUGGAACGACCGCGACUGCAGCACGCGCAACCACUUCCUGUGCGAGCGGCCGCGCGACGCACAGUACUCGGGCGGCGAGCAGUGGGGCUCAGGGGACUGCACGCGGUCGGUGCUGCUGACCAGAGAGACGCCCAGGGCCAUCGUCAGCAGCCCUGGCUUCCCGCGCGCCUACCCGGACAACGCGCAGUGCGACGUGGACAUCACGGCGCCGCCGGGCUACCGCAUCGUGCUGGACUUCGAGGAGUUUGUCAUGGAGAAAGAGCCCUACUGCAGCUACGACUACCUGACGAUCCGCGAGGACGACCAGGAGGACGUCCCGAACGCCGCCGACCCGUCCCUGCACCCCGGCCUGGGGCCAGCAGGGCCGGCAGCGCCGCUCGGCCUCGGCAACACGUCCAACGACCCCGCCGCGGCGCACCUGGGGCUGGAGGGCCACGUGGUGGUCGGCAAGGAGCACCACCGCUACUGCGGCGACUGGAGCGAAAAGCUCAAGCUGCUGCGGUACGCGAGCCGCGGCCCUCGCCUCAGACUGCGCUUCGUGUCGGACUACAGCCACCACUUCGGGGGCUUUAAGGCCCGAGUUUCUGCCGAGACAGCGGACCAGUUCGAAGCUCCCGUGGCGAUGGAGUGCCCCGACGGCCGCCUGCACAGCUUCAACAACUCGUGCUUUCUGGUCGUCAGCUUCCCGCAGGUCACCUGGCAGACGGCCAGGCAGGUGUGUCAGGGCCUCAAGGCGGAACUGGCCGAGGUGUACAGCACGGCGGAGCAGGACUUCGUGGUGGAGCGCAUCAGGCACUCGGCGGACUACACCACCACCAACACGUACUGGCUGGGGGGCAUGCUGGGCCUGGAGGGCCGCUGGCAGUGGCUGAGCGGCGAGGCCAUGUCCUUCACGGGCUGGAUCCCGUCGCCGUCGUCACUGCCGGACCCCGUGGAGCCUGGCGGCGAGGACGACAACCCCGAGGACUCGGUGGACUCGCAGCUGCCGUCGUCGUGCCUGGGGCUGCAGUGGCUCAGCUCGCCGUCAGUGGCGCUGCCCUCGGGGCUGUACUGGCGGCCGCGGAAGUGCUCGGCGGUGGGCGGCUAUGUGUGCCGCCGCCAGCAGACGCCCCUUCUGGCCGUAGGCGGCGGCAGCCUCAACAGCACCGUCACCGAGCCCGGCGACCUGUCCUCGCCCGGCUACCCGUCCGGGUACCCCGCCAACCUCGACUACCAGGUGCGCCUGGUCGGGCCGCCGCAGACCCGCGCGGUCAUUCGCUUCGCCCGCGUCGACCUCGAGUCCCAGGCGCAGUGCCUCUACGACUUCAUCGAGCUGUCGGACGGCCACGGCGGGGCGAGGCAGGGCCGGCGCAAGGUGAUCUGCGGGCAGCACCACUCCGCCAUGGACCGGUUCGACUUCGUCUCCGCGUCCAACGAGGCCAUGCUCCGCUUCCACGCCGACUACUCCGUGGCGGGCGCGGGCUUCCUGGGGUCGUGGACCGCCGUGGACGUGUCCGGGUGUCCGCAGCAGACGCUGAGCGCCCGGGAGGGCGUGCUCACGUCACCGUUCUACCCGCACAAGCUGCUGCCCAACCUGCAGUGCACCGCCGUUAUCCGCGCGCCCACUGGCCGCCGCGUGUGGCUCGAGUUCUCCGACGUGGACCUGUCCGGCGAGGCGUCGGUGUGGGUGGACCUGGGCGCCGGGCGGCGCGUGGUCCGCGACUCCUACACCGACCCCAACGGCUCGUCGUGGACGCUGUGCGAGGCGCCCGACGCCACCGCCGCGCCCAUCGUCAUCACCUCCUUCCUCAACACGCUGCAGCUGUGGCAGCGCGGCGGCGACGCGGGCGUCAACCUCAACGCCACCAUCCAGCCACUGGCAGACGAGGACUACCGCGUCAAGCUGGUGCGGAUGAACAACGUGUCGUGGAGCGUGGAGUCGUGCUCGCCCAACCCCUGCCAGAACGACGGCAAGUGCCUGGCGCGCGACCGGCGGCGCGUGUGCGAGUGCAAGGGCCACUUCACGGGGCUGCUGUGCGGCCUCACCGAGUGCGACCUGGAGCCGUGCGUCUGGGGCAAGUGCAUCCUCACGCCGGUGUCCUUUCGCUGCUCCUGCGCGCCUCACUACAAGGGCAACCUGUGCAACAUCCGCGCCAAGCCCUGCCAGGACAACCCCUGCGAGGGCCGCGGCGAGUGCCACGAGAAGGGCGACACGUUCCACUGCCGCUGCCACGCCUGGUGGGAGGGGCCCAAGUGCGAGCGCCGCAUGACCGUGCCCUUCAAGCCGCUGUCGGAGCGCAUGCUGCAGGAGCCCUUCUGGCUGGGCCUCAUCACCGUCACGGCCGUCCUGGGCGUCAUCGGCCUCUUCUGGUGCGCCAAGCGCCACUUCCCGGAGAAGCUGGAGAAGCUCCUGGCCGAGGAGGCGGACCGGAAUCGCUCAGGCGGCAUCUACCCUUCGCGAGGCUCGUCACUGCGCGACCAGCUGUCCGGUAGUGUGGGCGGGUCGCACUCGCUGGCCGCCUCGGCGACGGGCGGCACCGGCUCCGGUACGGGCGGCAGCAGGGGAGACCUAGGCUCCGGGAGCAACGGGGGCAGCGGUAGCCGAGAAGGCUCGGGGCCGCAGCCGCCCCGCUCCCUGCUCGGCCGACUGGGUAUCCGCAAGCCGUCCAUCCUCAGCCUGAACGCCUCGCACAGCCCGUCGGACCAGCCCCUGGGCCUCGCCGGGGCCACAGCGCGCACGUUUAGCUUGGAUGAUCUGCUUAGGCCGCCCCCAGGAAGGACGCCGUCGCCUCGCAAGAAGCGCAACAACUCGACGCCGACCCGACAGCGGUCCGGCGUGGACGCGGCCGAGAAGAAGCAGAUCCUGCAGCAGCUGGUGUCCGGCAGCAGCCUGGACGGUGAGCCCCUGCUGCUGGACUCGCUGGGGGACUGCAAGGGCUCCUCCAGGGCGUCCUCCAGGAAGGCGUCGCGCGACGAGGACGGCGGCACCUGCGAGACGUCCUUCAGCAUCGCCGGCCUGCCGUCUCUCGGUGAGUGGAUUCGCGCCCCGUCGUGGCUGCCUUCCAAGCGCUCCCUUUCAUCCCUUCCAUUUCUGGUUUUUCCUCUAGUCGGCCAGACGGCCGUCCGCCUGCGUGCCGCCCCUGGCCACUGGCCGCUGUGGCACGCAGAUGUUGCCUGGCCUUUACCUCUUCACUCCAGAGCUCGUGACGUAGCCGAGAGGGCGUCGAACAGCUCUAGCUUGGUCCUCGUCUCGUCGCCAGGGUCGGAGCCUCCGCACAAGCUGGAGAAAAAGGUCACUUUUGCGCGCCUGCUGAACAAGGUGUCGGCCGAGAUAGAGCAGAACGCGGGGGCCGCGGGGGCGUCGGGGGCGUCGAGCCCCCCGCAGUCCACCUCGUCGAAUCCCGGCACGGGGUCCGGCACGGGGUCCGGCACGGGCAGCGAGUCCCUGUCGUCCCUCGACGCGAGUGCAGGUGCGGAGGUCCACCGGCGGCCCGCGCGGCUGCACAGCCUGAUGCGCUUCUACGACCCGGACCUGGAGGACGCCAUCACCUCGGACGACUCGUCGCACCUGACUCCGGCGACGUCCUCGAGCGGGGCGCCGGACUCGCCGCCACUGCCCCGCUCCCCCAACAACACCCCGACGCCGUCCUCGACGCCGACCUCGUCCACCAUCGAGAUGACGGUCCUGGACCCGCUGUCGGCGUGCCAGCAGCGCAACUUGAACAACGUGAUCCAGCUGGAGGUGCCGAUGACAGGCUGCCGCAACCUGUCCCCCAUCCGGGAGAUGCCCACGCCGCGCCCCACGCCCCUGCCCACGCCGCUGCCCUCCCCCAUGCCCACGCCCAUCCCGUCGCCCAUCAUGCCCCGGAGCGGGAUGGGCCUGCUGGCGCCCGUGCCCUACAGGGGCAGCCACGGCAGCCACUCGCCCAGCUCGUCGGCCAGCCCCUCGUUCCUGUCAGUGUCGCCGAGCAGCCCCACGCCGUCCGCCGUCACGACCUCGCCGUCGCCCGGCAGCCUCAGCCCGUGCGCCGUCACCCUCGUCAUCCCGGAGGUGCGCGUCGAGCAGCCGUCGCCCACCAGGUCGCCGACGUCGUGGGGCUUCCACCCCGGCUCGCCGCCGCCCCAACGGUCGGCCCAGAGGUCCCUGGAAGUGGACAGCCCCGUGCUGCCGUUCAUCACCAUCACCUGCUCCACGUCGGAGGCCGAGUCGGACAUGGAGGCGACCUCCCAGUCGGGCGGGCCCGCCGACAACGGCAUCCCCGGCAUGUGCUACCUGUCGCCCUUCUCCAUGUGCACUCGGAACGAACGCAACACGUCCGAGUCCAACUUGUCGUCAUCCGGAUACUCGUCCAUGGCGUCGCCGGGGCCGUCGCGCUGUGGCUCCAGCAACCCGCUGUCCAUGUCCACCUCGGAGGUCGAGGUGUUCCAGGUCGAGGAUGGCUCCGCGUGCUCCGCGUCGUCCGCCGCGCUGCCCCUGGCCGGCCUGCCUCGAGGUGCUCACGGCCACCGCGCGAUGCUGCUGCGCUCGCCCGGGUCGCCGUGCCAGGGCCGGCCCGCCCCUUGCAUGGCCCAGCCCCCGCCCACCCGGCGGGCGUCCGAGGGCACGGCCGUGGACGGCGUCUUCUACCCGAAUCUCCGGCGGCCCAUGCGCGGGCGCUCGGACUCGGAGACGCUGUCGGACGACGCCGUCAUGGAGUCGCAGGACGAGGGCUUCGCCACAGACACGCGCCAGAGUCUGAGCACGCUGCAGCCGGACGCGGCCGCGGAGGGGGUCCCGGUGGCGCCGCCUCGCCGCGCGCGGCAUAGCCUGGACGCCGCCAUGCUGGGGGCGCCGCCGGGGAUGACGCACCUCUUGAUACCCUCCAUCUCGCUGGCCGACCCCCUAGACGACCCCCUGGAGGUGGAGUCCCUGCUGGCACCCACGUCCCCGGCCGAUACCUGCACUGCGCUCCUCGGCCCUGCCACCGACCUCGAGGACGUGUCCAUCGAGGUGGCUGGCGGCGACCUGGACGUGCCCAUCUUGUCGCUGCUCACCCUGCCCAGCAUCGUGGUGGAGGGCGACGAGGGCGAGGCGGGGCCGUGCGGCUCGCCGAGCCCCGUCAGCUCCCGCAGCGAGUCCCCGCUGUCCGACCUGCCCGCGGGCUGUGAGCGAUUCUCGCCCGCCUUCUACGGCCGCCAGCUGCCGUUCACGGACUCGGACGGGCUGUACGACGCGCCCAGCUCGGCCGGUUCCGCCACGGGUGAGUUCGGGGUGGACGCGGCUGCCGAGGCCUCAGCCGGCUCACCGAGCGGCUCACUAACCCCGACCCGCGGCCGCAUAGCCUCCUCCCGCAAGAGUGCGGCGGGCCGACGGCGCGAGCGGCGGUCCCCGACGGUGCGCUCCGCGGCCAGGAGCCCCCCGCCGCCCAAGCUGCUGCUCGACGUGCCCGACGGCCACGCCCACCGCGACCAGAGGGCAGCCGGCUCGCCGCGCAAGCCCUCGCCCAAGCGGCGCGCGCGCAACGCCAAGUGCGCUCUCCCCGCCACCUCGUCGUCCUCGGACGAGAGCCUCAACUCGAUCCGCGAGGUGAGGCCCACGUCGCCGUGCCAGUCGGAGCGCUUGACGUGGACGAGGACGCCGGAGCCGUGCAGCCACCCGUCCACCGAGGCUUCCGGAGAGGAGACGGGAGAGGACGCCAAGUCGGCCCCCAGCCCGCGCGGCAAGCUCGCUGCCUCCCACGCCGCCACGCACGCCGCCACGCGGGACGACUGCCCAUCCAGUCCGCUCAGCGCCAAGCCCAGCGCCAAGCCCAGCAGGAAGAUCAGUCGCCUCAAGACCAUCGGGCACCAGAUCAGGUUCCUCCGGAGGCUGGAGAACAGCUUGUCCAAGCGGCGGCAGCGCAUGUCCGAGGCCCUGAGUCCCGGCGAGGCCGACGCCGAGGCCGACAGCCAGGACGAGGAGGCCGGCGCCAUGGAGCCGCUGCUGCCUGCGUCCGGCACGGUGCCCGUGGUCGUGGCCGCCUCCGCCUCGGCCGGCUACUUUGAGGGAAACACAGAAUGUCUGGAUGUUUUCCAUAUUGUUGUAGUACAUGAAGAACUUAAUGAUCCCAAUAGUGGUUGUUGGCAGCAAAGGUUACAUCAACCAUUCCAGAUGCAAUGGACCUCAGUACUAACAAAUUGGAUGUCUCCACCAUCAAACAGUGCCACUAAGCUAGAAAUGUGA
Messenger RNA from Thrips palmi, 8287 nucleotides. RefSeq lists its product as uncharacterized. Gene Ontology annotation, molecular function: serine-type endopeptidase activity. Lineage: Eukaryota; Metazoa; Arthropoda; Insecta; Thysanoptera; Thripidae. The record is from RefSeq and is a predicted model, not a curated record. The transcript has 35 exons. Bases 137 to 8287 code for a protein of 2716 amino acids.